Hevea brasiliensis (rubber tree) is the source of this 3514-nucleotide messenger RNA. Its product is annotated as protein ROLLING AND ERECT LEAF 2. The record is from RefSeq and is a predicted model, not a curated record. Bases 487 to 2796 code for a protein of 769 amino acids. The transcript has 7 exons. NCBI's taxonomy places the organism in Eukaryota, Viridiplantae, Streptophyta, Magnoliopsida, Malpighiales, Euphorbiaceae.
CCUUUUGCAUGGAAGCAGCCCACAAGCCCCUCUCUUUCUCUCUCUCUUCUGCCCAUCUUCUUGAUCGGAUUCUCUUCUCUAUCGAAUCCUUUCCUGAAUUCUGCUCUCUCUCUCUCUCUCUCUCUCUAAUUUUCACUCUCUUUAUAUAAACCAGAAAAAAAGAGGGAAUGAUUCUGCUCAUAUCAGUCAUAUGAGUCUUCCCUGAAUUCCACAAAGUCUCCCUGCUCACAUCACCUUUGAUUCUUCUCUUCAAUUUCCCAGGUGACCCAAAUCUUCCACCACCUAUUCUGUUGUCCUCUUUACUUCAAUUGGUUUCUAUUGGACUGGUGGUUUCUAUUGGUUCUUCUGAGUUCAAGGCCUUCAUUUUUUUUUAUCGGUUUCUAUGCAACUGUUGUUCACUCUACUGGGUUUUCUUCUAUCUUAAGGAAGAACCCCAUGCGUUAAUUGUUCAAUUAGUGGGAUACUGAAACAUCCAGGUUAGUGAAAAUGGGGGUCACAAGUUCAAAAAUUGAAGAUGAUAAGGCUUUGCAGCUUUGUCGUGAAAGAAAGAAAUUUGUAAGGCAGGCACUUGAUGGCAGGUGCUCACUAGCAGCUGCUCAUGUUACAUAUGUCCAGUCGCUGAAAAAUACAGGAACUGCUCUGAGGAAGUUUUUUGAACCUGAAGCUCCAGUUGAAUCUUCAUUGUACACUUCCACAAAUGCAACGCCGGAGCCUCUUGCUUUAACUGAGAAGUCCCUUUCACAUUUCUCAAUCUCUUCUCGAUCUUUAUCACACCCUGUGGAUGCAAUUGAAAACCUUUCUCCAUCACCAUCCCCCCCAAGCUCCAGUCGGUUUCAGGCAAAUCAUAUGAAAUUUAGGGGGUUUUCUUCCAAAAAAGUUGAAGAGAAGCCUCCUGUAGUUGUUACAGGGACUGUAACCUCAUCCAGUACUCCACAGAACACUACACCUCGUUCCACCGAAAAACCUGAAACAUCACCAUUUGAAGCUUCUUCGGUCCCACCAGGAAAUCCACCAUGGGAUUACUUUGGACUUUUUAAUCCAAUUGACCAUCAAUUUUCUUUUCAAGAAGGAAAAGAAAUGAAGUCAGGGUUGGAGAAUGUUGAUGAUUUUAGACGGCUUAGGGAAGAGGAGGGAAUACCUGAGCUGGAAGAUGAAGAAGAGAAACAUUCGUUUCAUGCAAGUGAAGAAUCUGAGGAUUCAGAAGAUGAAUUUGAUGAUCCUCCUGUAGAUACUUUAGUUCGAAGUUUUGAAAAUCUUAAUAGGGUACAAGAUCAUGUUGUAUCUAGUGCAUCAUCUGCCAUGCCUUCUACUGGAAGUGUAACUUCUGAAACUGAGUUAGUAAAUGGGGAGAAAAGUAACUCUCCAGAUUUGUCACCACUGAGAACUCCAUCCCCAGCUGUGGCUAUUUCAUCUGAAACAAAGAAAAUACCUGUAAAAGAAGAUCGAACUGAAAAUAAGGUUUCCCCCAAGGACUUCUUUACGAGCAUAAAAGAUAUUGACUCUCUGUUCAUAAAAGCUUCUGAGGCUGGGAAAGAAGUUCCAAGGAUGCUUGAAGCAAAUAAGUUGCGUUUCCGUCCAAUAGUCCCUGCAAAAGAAAAUGGAUCAGUGGCAUCUACAUUCCUCAAGGCUUGUUUCUCUUGUGGGGAAGACCCUAGUCAAGUUCAAGAAGAGCCUGCUCAAAAUUCUGUGAACUACUUAACUUGGCAUAGGACAACGUCGUCACGAUCAUCUUCAUCCAGGAAUUUUCUCGGAUCAAAUGCUAAGGAUGACAAUGAGGAUCUCACUGGUAACAUUUUCGAAAAUUUUUGCAUGAUCUCAGGCAGUCAUGCUUCGACGUUGGAUAGGCUAUAUGCUUGGGAGAGGAAACUUUAUGAUGAAGUAAAGGCUAGUUGGAUGGUCAGAAGGGAGUAUGAUGUAAAGCGCACGAUCCUUAGGCAACUGGAAUCAAAAGGAGAACACAGCAGCAAAAUUGAUAAAACUCGUGCCGUUGUUAAGGAUCUACACUCGAGAAUCAGAGUUGCAAUUCACAGAAUUGAUUCCAUAUCAAAGAGGAUUGAGGAAUUGCGGGACAAAGAGCUUCAGCCACAACUUGAGGAAUUAAUUGACGGGCUAAGCCGGAUGUGGGUGGUGAUGUUUGAAUGCCACAAGCUUCAGUUCCACAUUAUCUCGAUAGCAUACACCAAUGGGAGCGCCAAAAUCUCUAUACAGUCAGAGUCACAUCGGCAAAUUGUCAUCCUUCUAGAAAAUGAACUUAAUUCUCUGUCAUCAUGUUUUACUAAGUGGAUUGGUGCUCAGAAGUCCUAUCUCCAGGCUAUAAAUGAUUGGCUUUUCAAAUGUGUCUUGCUUCCAGAAAAACCUACAAAGAAGAAAAGGAAACAACAGUCCCCUUCAUUGACUUUGAGAAGAAGUGGCCCUCCAAUAUAUGUCACCUGUGGUACUUGGUUGGAUAAGGUUGAGGCCUUGCCUGCAAAGCAGGUUGUGGAUGCUACGAAGGGUUUGGCAGGAGAAACUGCUCACCUUUUGCCCCGCCAAGAAAAGAACCAAGGGAAGAGUGCAAACCCAGGGUCGUGGAAGGCUGAUAAUGGCAGUGAUUCAGGAAUUAAUAUGUUGAGAGACGAAGCUUCAGAAGACUGUAUUUCAGGUUUUGAGCAUUUUCGAUCAAGCUUGGAGGGAUUUCUUGGCCAGUUGAAUAACUUCGCAGAGUGUUCCGUGAGAAUGUAUGGAGAACUCCAGAAGGCCAUCCAAGAUGCUAAGAAUCCCCCAUCCCAACCUCCGCUGGAACCGAAACUUGUUUAGCUGAAAAGAAUUUUGUUGCAGAGAAGAGGGAAGAAUUUCAUUGGUGAAGCGGUUUUCAAAAUUAUGAUGCAUGAAGCAUUUUGCAGGGAGUUCAGUUGGAUGUUUUUACACGGGGAAAGUAAUAAAAUGGUGCAUGGAAGCCUUUGUGGUACAAAAUGAAAUAAAGAAGCUGCUGAUAAUUUGUAAUGGAGAGGUGAUAAAGGUAGGAGGGGGGUGAGUUUGUAGUUGGAAAAGACGUCGUCACCUGGUUUCUGUUGGUGUUAAAUAGAGUAAAAAUUUUGGCCGAAAACAUUUUUUGGCCAUGCCAUUUACUUGAAAAGUCAUUUGGCACUCCAUUGUAUCUCAUAUAACACAUGAAAAAGUAUAGCUGUUUAACCCCUGCGAUUGAUGAAUGCGCAACUGUGAUUUACACACGUUUUGACUUCUUGUUAUAUUUUUAUAAAAUUCAGGGGUUUAAUAGUUGCACUUUUAUAUAUAUUGUUUUGAUACUAAGUGAGAUACAAGUAAAAGUGAAUGUGCCAAAUGAUUUUUUGUGUAAAGUUCAAGGAUCAAAAGAUAUUUUCGGCCAAAAAAUCUCAAUGUAAUAUGACCUGUAUAGUUUUCUUCUAAUAUUUUUCAAUUUUUCUCAGAAACUUUAGUAACUCAGAUCAAAUUACACCCCAGUUAAAGAAUCUUGUUCAUGCAGUGCAUGGAAAUUUAAUAUUCAUGUUUCUCUGUA